UAAAAUAAUAAUACAAACAACAUAGUACGUAAUACACCUGCGAUGGUAAGAAAAAAAAAGUGCUUAUAGGUUCCUAUGUGAGAGCGUCGCGGGACGAGCGGUAUACGUAUUGUUCGCGAUCUACGACGGUAUUAAAAAUAUUAAUUUUGAAAUGUGAUAAUUACUACGGACGAGAUUCGCAAUGACAUUAUGUAUUUCUACAACGACGUUAUCCGCGGUUUUUCGAUACGACGAAAAUAUAAUAAUAAUAUAGUGCAACAACAGCCGCAUCGCGGGUUAUGGCGGAACGGGUCGUUUCCGCGUUCGACGGUGUAUCUAACAUAGGUACAUAUUAUUACAGAUAAUAGGCAUACGAGAAGCUCCAUCAUUAUGGCGACGAACGUUAUCAUGCUGUGCAUUGCUUUGGCGCCCGCUUAUGUAAUCGCGUUUGGCAAGUACUCGGCAAAUAUAAAAGACUCUGAGUACGUUCGGAGCAAACUGCUGGAGAACGUUAUCAGCCAACUGGAAAAGGACAUCGUCAAGUCGGAGCUGGACGGUGGCAAGUACGACGCGGCGGCGCGGUACGGGCCACGGAUGAAGACCACCGAACGUGAACCUACCGGAGCCGACUACGACGACGCGGCCUCGGACGGCCCGAACGCAGUGCCGUCGAUCCGGGACAACGAGUACGUGCAGCAUGGCACGCUGUGGGGUGCGCAGUACAUGAGCGGUGGUGCCGGCGAAGGGGUGCAGACCCUGAAUCCCGACAGUCCGACGAGAAACAAAAAUGAAGUGAAAACCGACGCCGCGCUGCCGGCCUACUGCAACCCGCCCAACCCAUGUCCGGUGGGAUACACGGAUGAAGAUGGUUGUAUAAUGGAUUUUGAAAAUACGGCGGCGUUCAGUCGAGACUAUCAAGAAUCCCAAGAAUGCAUGUGUGAUUCUGAACAUAUGUUUGACUGCGCAAGAUCGAAUUCCGGCACCAAACACAGUGUUGACGUGGACGAACUUGUAAGAACAUUUCAGGUAGAUGAUGAACAUAAGAGUUUGGUUGCAAAAAAAUUCCACGUUAAGAAGGCUUUUAAUCCAUACUUACAAGGAGAAUUUCUGCCCAUAGCAGCAAAAAAGGGAAUUAACAUCGGAUUGUAACAUAUCUUAAUCCAAAACGACCAAUUAUUUAUUCAUUCUAUAUUAGACGAAUCCAACAAAAAUGUUACAAAGCCAAAAGAAAAAAACCAUAUAUAUUUAUUUCAACCAGUUUGUUUAUAAGUAAAAAAAAAUGUUACCUGAUAGAUAAUAUUUAAUUAUAAUGUCAUCCUUAAUUAUAUAUUAAAGAUAUGACCAAGAGAUACAAUUAUACAAUUAAUUAAUAAAUUAUAGACUAAACUAAUCAUUUUUAAAGACUAGAAAAAUAUUUUUUUAAUUCGUUUAAAAUAUCUCUAGAAUUGUAAUGAUUAGGAUAUAUUGAGAGCGACUUCUUUACCAUACCAUAACUUGUUUGGUGAUCACCUUCCUGGAAAAAGAAAAUAUUAUCAAUUAACUAUUUAGUAAUAUAAUGCAUUGUUAUAAAUUAUUUAAUAUUUACAAAAUAUCUUAUUUAAUUUAAACAUUUCUUUAAUAUAAUACAAGAGAUAUAUUAUAUUCAUAU
This is a messenger RNA of Acyrthosiphon pisum (pea aphid), 1627 nucleotides long. It is a transcript of the gene 7B2, whose product is annotated as Secretogranin_V domain-containing protein 7B2. Bases 370 to 1128 code for a protein of 252 amino acids. The record is from RefSeq and is a predicted model, not a curated record. Lineage: Eukaryota; Metazoa; Arthropoda; Insecta; Hemiptera; Aphididae. Gene Ontology annotation, cellular component: secretory granule. The transcript has 7 exons. Gene Ontology annotation, molecular function: enzyme regulator activity. Gene Ontology annotation, biological process: regulation of hormone secretion; neuropeptide signaling pathway.